UAUAGAAAAUAUACUCCUAAACAAGUUGAGAAACUCUUCGACUUAAUAAUCGAAGAAGGAUUCACGACAAAAGCUGCAGCUUUAGCCACUGGGAUUAAUGUACGCACUGCCCAGAAUUACGUUAAAACUUAUAACAAUGAUCCUGAGAGACGACUUCCAGGAUCUUAUUCUAAACCUCGUGGAAGACCUCGUAAUAAGUUGACUGAGGAGCAUUCUAAAUUUCUAGUUGACUAUAUCGAAAAGAAUACCACUGCUAUAUUAGAUGAGUUAAAGUUAAAACUUUGUGAGAAAUUUGAGGGUUUGAAAAUCUCUAUUUCUGCCAUCCACAAACAUUUAGUACAUAAGCAUAGUAUUACGUUAAAGAAACUUGAAAAAAUACCAGCAGCAAGAAAUUCUGACAGAGUAAUAGCAUUACGAAAAGCGAUUAGUGAUGCAGAUAUGAAUUUUUCUAAGAAUUGUGUUUUUAUUGAUGAAGCAGGUUUCAAUUUGCAUACACAAAGAAACCACGGCCGCUCAUUAAAAGGCACACCUGCAAAGGGCACUGUACCAACUGGAAAAGGUGUAACAUUUAUAAUUUUAGGUACAAUUUCUCAAGCAGGUAUCAUAAAUAUUGGAGUUAAAAAACCAGAAUCAGCUUCUUCUAAAAAAAGAAGGGCAGAUGGUAAGGAAGUAAAAAUAAAUGGCAAAGUUGGGACAAGAACUGAGCACUUUUUGGCUUAUCUAAACAACGUAAUGGAUACACUAGAUAAAAAUAAUAUAAAGGGGCAGUAUAUUGUUAUGGAUAAUGCACCUAUUCAUAAGCCAAAAGUAAUCAAAGCAUUGAUCAAAGAACGA
This is a messenger RNA of Phycomyces blakesleeanus NRRL 1555(-), 834 nucleotides long. RefSeq names its product Homeodomain-like DNA binding domain-containing transcription factor. NCBI's taxonomy places the organism in Eukaryota, Fungi, Mucoromycota, Mucoromycetes, Mucorales, Phycomycetaceae. The annotation marks the transcript as partial. The record is from RefSeq and is a predicted model, not a curated record. The transcript has 2 exons. Gene Ontology annotation, molecular function: nucleic acid binding.